AUGAAGGAAUGGAUGCAGAAAGUCCUCGGACCAUAUGUCAGGCGCCAAAUCAAGGAGCUGGGCUUGAGUGACGAUCAGAAAUCUGUGCUUUACAUUGAUUUCUAUCCUGUUCAUACAGGGAAGGAGUUUUGGGUGUUUGUUCACGAGAACUUUCCACAUGUUAUCAUCAUCUUUGUCCCUGCCAACUGCACACCCGUUCUUCAACCGGCUGAUGUCGGACUCCAACGCGUCUACAAGCAUCACAUCAAGCAGUCAUAUCUCGCUUGGAUGGUGCAAGCCCAUCAGCAACAGAUUGCCGAAGGCUUCACGGCUGAGAAAGUCAAAUUCACGACCUUGCUUCCUGAGCUUAGGAAGGCUUGGGAAAAAUGUGAAAUUCCCGCUGACUACAAGGCUUGCCGAGAGGGUUACCACCUCGGAAAGGAUUGUUUAACUUCGAAACAAUCAAAGGCUGAUUGUCGUCGCUACAUGAAGGAGCACCCGGAACUACGGACAGAAAUUGAGGACAAGAUUGGUGAGGUUUUGGACCUUGAUAUAGCAGAUUUGGCGGCUGCUGAAGCCACGGAGGCGCUGGAGGCUGCCCGUUUCGACGAAGAAGAUGUCUUCACCACAGACAGUCACUCGGAUCAUUUGGAAGUCCCGCUCCCCGCCAUCAUCCAUGAUGCCUUCUGUACCAGCGAUGAGGAACUCACGGAUCUCUCGCUUGCUACACCACAUCGAUAUUGUGUUGAAGGCAAGGAUGUUGUGGCUGAUGGGGGCAGCCAGGUUCUCCGAGCUGGCUCACAGACGGAGAACAUCUGGGGUUAUGAUUCUGAAGGACGACUUUUGACCGAGGACUUGUUUUUUGACCAGUACAUAAAUCUUCCUGAGGAAGAGGAAUAA
This is a messenger RNA of Mycena citricolor, 879 nucleotides long. The record is from the annotation of a GenBank genome assembly. NCBI's taxonomy places the organism in Eukaryota, Fungi, Basidiomycota, Agaricomycetes, Agaricales, Mycenaceae.